This is a messenger RNA of Lathyrus oleraceus (garden pea), 969 nucleotides long. RefSeq lists its product as uncharacterized. NCBI's taxonomy places the organism in Eukaryota, Viridiplantae, Streptophyta, Magnoliopsida, Fabales, Fabaceae. Gene Ontology annotation, molecular function: RNA-DNA hybrid ribonuclease activity; nucleic acid binding. The transcript has 2 exons. Bases 1 to 969 code for a protein of 322 amino acids. The record is from RefSeq and is a predicted model, not a curated record.
AUGGCUUUAACCGAGUACGACAUCCAACAUGUCACUCGGAAAUCUAUAAAAGGGAGUGUACUAUCUGACUAUCUGGCACAUCAACCUUUUGAGGACUACCAGUCUAUGCGCUUUGAAUUCCCCGAUGAGGACAUCAUGCUAAUCAGAGAUUGCAACAUACCUGGCCUAGAGGAAGGAACAGAACCUGAAUCCCGAUGGACCUUGGUAUUUGAUGGAGCUUCUAACGCUCAUGGUAAUGACAUUGAGGCAGUCAUCACAUCCCUAACUCGUUUUCAUUUACCCUUCACUGCAAGGUUGUGUUUCGAAUGUGCCAACAAUAUGGAAGAAUACGAAGCCUAUAUCUUCGGCAUUAAAGCUACGAUUGAUCUUAGGAUCAAAAUUCUCAAAGUCUACGGAGAUUCAGCCUUGGUCAUCAGCAAAGUCAAAGGAUAUUGGGAAGCUCGAGAUCACAAGCUCAUUCCUUACAAGGAGCAUGUCUUGAAGUUGAUCACAUACUUUGACGAGAUUACACUCAACAACAUCCCUGGAGAGGAAAACCAAUUGGACAAUGCCUUGGAAACUUUGUCAUCCAUGUUUAAGGUUAAAUGGGAAAAUGAAGCACCAACUUUCCACCUCGACUACUUGGACGAGCCUACCCACUGUUUGGCAGCCAAAGACGAAGCUGACGGUCAUCCUUGGUUCUAUGACAUCAUGAGAUUCUUAGAAAACCAGGAGUACCCUACGGAAGCAUCCAUCACCGACAAGAAGUAUCUUUGGAAGCUGUCAUCCAAGUUCUUCUUAAGUGGAAGGGUUUUAUACAAGAGGAAUUAUGAUUCGGUUUUGCUUAGAUGUGUGAACAAGCAUGAAGCAAACCAAAUUAUAAUGGAAAUCCGUGAGGGAUCCUUUAGAACGCACGCCAGUGGACACACCAUGACUAUUUCACUAAAUGGGUGGAAGCAGUCUCCUACACCAACGUCACAAGACAAGUAG